AUGACACCACCAAACCCGCUGCAUGGCGAGAAGCCCUUCGGCCGCAUGGGGCGUCCGGCGGAGAGGUCUACCCGUUUCCAGUUUUACUGUCGGGAUCGGUCACUCGAUUCUGAAGGAGACAGCAGCGUUGCAGAGGGCAGCUGUCCUGCUACAUUUGGGACUGGUUUGGGCCUGGUUCACGUACGUGGACUGGAGGGCAGAGCACUCUCUACUGGUGGAUCGAGAACCGAAAAUUCUUAUUCUCCAGCAAACAGCCCGGAGCGACGACAAGCUGCGCACGGGGCAACUGCAACAUUCACAACGGAAACAUCAGACGGUGACACCAUUGAAACCGGUGGGGUGGCGCGGCCCUGUGGGAACGACGAGGAUUUGGACAGUGCUCUUUCGCUUUCUCGCUUGUCCACAAGAAUCAACGGCGUUCGGACUACACCAUGUAUUGACAAGAAUGACCGAAGCGAGUGCUUCAGCUUUGCUAGGGGCGAACGGAGAGAUAAUGAUCCUCUUUGUUCUCUCCUCCAGUCGCCGUCGCCGCUGGUCGCCGCACUUGAGGGAUGCAUAGGUGAAGCGGGUGAGUUUCCUGUAACUCCGGAUAGCGCCUCUGACUCACCGCCAACGAGUACUGAUGGGUUUGAAGGACUUCGUUUCGUCAAGCCACGCAUGUGCUCGAGUAAUCCGUUUUCUUCCUCUACUGAAGACUCCGCCUUAACUCCGGAGUUCGACAUCGAUAAGUUUCUUGCUAGAGCACAAAGCGUAGUCGACGGAAACGGAGAUGCUCCGCUUUCCCUGCACUCAGAGGUGUUUGUGGGCAGUUAUUUCAGAGAAGACAAGACGUCGGAUUUGGCAGUCGAACCAAAAAUAACGGGACAGCAGCAGACGAAUGAGAAAAACUUGAUUCGUUUGCAUCAAGACAUUUCUGUUCUGGAGGACAUGGUGGAGCAGACAGAUCGGAGAUUGAAAGGACUUGGAGAAAUUGCUCUAAAAACUGAAUUUUCAGUCUUCCCGCUUUCAGUCGAGCAUUCGGUUGAACGAACGCCUCAAAAGGAUGCUGAGGAUUUUGAGAGCGUUACACGGCGUGUAGCCAAGUUCAGUCAAGCGGACUCGUCAGAAGCCGAUUCGUAUCCGGCUACCUCCCUACCCACUGACAAAUUCUCGCAAACCGAUUUCCUACCAUAUCCUUCGCGAAAACUGGAAUCGCGACAGGAAGUGGGAGAGGAAGUGGCAGGUGGGCGUCAAGACAAACGUGAUAUUGGAGGCGAUUCGACCAAAACCAGAAUGACACUGGCGAAUUUGAAAAGCCCCCGGAACUCCAAAAGAGAUAGAGACAGCUACCCGCGUGCCGCGUGGGCCUUCAAAGGUGUUGAGUCUGAGCGGCUUCGUCUCCCCGGUCCGGAUACCAGGAAAGGACCGGGGAUCUUCAGAGUAUUUCCGUAUACAGUUCCCGAUGGUUUGAGAGAGGUUCCUCACUGCAGCGACACAGCUCCCCGACUACCGGCAUACAGCACACGUCCUUUUGGCUGCGAAGAGAGAUCACGCGCAUCGCCACACGCAUGCGCAGAAUGCUGGUCAGAAACUUCUUCGGCAGCUUCUGGACUUCCUCCUGACGGCCACUGGCAAGCGCACGAGACGCCGCUGGGCGACGCCGAUGGGAUCCGGGAUCUUGAUAGAGACAACCCGUCUCGGCACUGCAGCUCAGAAAAAGCUUGGGUCCAGCCUAGAGGUGAGCGGGCUGCGCAUGAGGCAUGCCACCCCCUCAAGUGUCCGUUUUAUGCAGAUCCGUCAGCUCCGCAAAACACGGGGGAACCCUUGGCAGCCUUCCGCCACAGCCCUGUCGGAGUCUCCAGACCCUGGCAGAGGCCGGGAUGGGGACUGCGGUUUGAGCAGGACCCACGCUACGACGGGCGUGCCCGCUGCCGCCGUUGCGUGCCCAGAAUUUCUGGCACGGCUUUCCUCGGCCAGGAACCAGCGAACCAUACUUCCUCGGCCCGAUCAAACGCGGAGUCUGUCGCUGGGCUCAGAGUCUCCACUUGUUCCCCCUGGACAAGCGCCUGCGGCGACAGCACGUCCGAACGCAAGCGCUGUGUCCAGCAGUCGGAAGACUCUCCCACCGUGAACAGUCAUCGAGAAUCGACUCAGGCUGCUGGCCAGGCAAAUCCCAGGACCCCCCCGCAUUGUGGGCAACGUGAAAAACACGACGUCUCCAGUCAAGUCUCGCCGUCAAGCAGGGAAGUGAUGGCCGCGGGCGCACCAAGCUGCAGCAGGGACGAUCCCCUCGUUAAACUGCGUGAGAGCGCUUGCUCGCCGAUACCGAGUGUCCCGCCGGUGCUCGUGGAUCAAAAGAGGGAGCCGCUGAACAGGCCGUCGACUUUGUGUCGAUCUCCUGCAGAAAAAGACAGUCUACUUCAGCACACUGCUGAUUCGGCCUUCGGGCCCAGCUGUUCCUUCCAGCAGUCCAAGAAUCCCCGGCGGUCGGCACGCGAUCUGCGCACAGUCCUGAACGGCACAGUCCUGAACGACGCUGCCACCGGAACUUCCCCAGUUUCCCGCGGACCUAUGGCCACAGGCGCCUCCCCCAGGCCUACAGAGCCUACGGAACACGACCGCCACGGCACCUUUUCUGUAGCAGGAAGCGCCACAGUCCCUCCGGCACAGCGGAUAACUCCGCAAGACGCCUUCGCUUCCUCCCACGUUGUCGACGUUCCACUUGACGUCCAGCAGAUCUUAUCCCGAGCCUCGGCCAUGGAACGGGAAAGGAUCCCUUCGAGUGCUCAUCGUGGAAACGGAGGAAACACCCCAGCUGCAGGGAGCCGGAUGGAGACAUCCGCCACUGAUGGGGUUCAGCGGCCAUUGGAAGCGCACUCGGCCUUAACUCCGACAACUCGAGAGGUUCUUGAAGCAGCCGCCACAUGUCAUCAAUCUGGUGAGAUGGGGCACGCUCUCACUAGGAAAUCAUUCACACGAGGCGAAUCUCCAGUAUGGCCAAGGACAGGAAAUGGGGGAAUCUCACGAGUCCCCGGAAAUUCGCCGCCCGAUGCUACGUUUUCCUUGCCCGAACCGCACGUAUCAGCAUGUCGAUGA
Messenger RNA from Neospora caninum, 3075 nucleotides. RefSeq lists its product as hypothetical. The coding region runs from base 1 to 3075 and encodes 1024 amino acids. The record is from RefSeq and is a predicted model, not a curated record. The transcript has 2 exons. Lineage: Eukaryota; Apicomplexa; Conoidasida; Eucoccidiorida; Sarcocystidae.